GAAGAGUAAAUAAAACCUCGUUUUUAUACAAAAGUGUUGGAUUUGAUGGAUGCCAAAUUUUACUCAAACUCCAAAAAGAAAGGGCAUCCUACAAGUAGCCAUUCAAGAUUAAUAUCGCCUGAAAAGCAUGAAAACUCGAAUUCACCACCAGAGCGCGAAAUGCGCAGUGAAAGUGCAAUGCGUGGAAUGCAAAUGCAUGAUUUAAAAUUUUUGGUUCAAGAAAUCGAGGAUGAAUGGAAAGAUUUGUGCCGCGAGGACUAUCGUCCAAUAUCUACGGCCCUCGAAUUGCUAGAUGAAGACUCUUUUGGUAGAGAUUACAAAUCUUUUGUACGUGUAUACGAUAAAGUGAGUUCUUCUUUGCAAGCCAUUGCCGACCAGCACAAGGAUGAUUUUGCUCGAAGUGUGUCUGCAUAUGGAGAAAUCAUUGAUGGAAUACAAAGAUGCCUUGUCCGCAUAAACACUUUGAAGGGUUCGCUUGAAAACUCUCGAGAAUUCAUAGGCGUUACCAACAGCAAAGAUCUACAGCAAGUAAUGACAAGAAGCGCACAGCAUCGAAAAAUCAUCGAAAUCCUCAAAGAGAUCAACGAGGCAAACAGGGUUUUUGAGUCGGCGCCAAAGCUGUUACAAGCUAAAGACUACUAUAAUCUCUGUGAUUUGGUUCACCGUGUUCGCGAGCGCUUAAUGCACCCUGCUUUCGAUGGGAUUUUGGUUGUGGAGCAAUUUAAAAGCCGUUUAAAUGGAUUGGUAUCUCAUUUAGAAGAUGUCUUGUCAGAUGACCUUAUUUCCAUUGUUUUUCUGAAGAGACCUUUAGCCUAUCCCAUCAUGUCUGCUUGUUGCUCUAGUUCCCUACGAAUUUCUGACCCUCUUUUUUUACGUAAUUUUCUAACCAAAUCGGAACUCGUUCUGGUGCGUGAGCAAUACGAACAGCUAAAUUAUUUAAAAAAAUCUUUAUCGUUACAGCUUUCACAAUGUAUCGAAAUGAAAUUCGGCCAGGAUAGCUUUCGAGAUCUGCGUAUUAUUUUGGAGUCUCUCAACUUACUCGGAAAAUUACCAAAUGCAAUAUCUGCUUUGAAAUCUCGUACAUCAGCUGAAAUAUUUUCCACCGUGGAUACCGUAUCUCGUGAGUUUAUGACAAAAUAUGCUUUAAAUACCAAAGACGCAGGUGCCGGUAACUUUCCUGAUUCUUUAUUCGAACUUGGAUUAAAUGCCGAAUCUUACACGGAGCAAAAGCUUUUAUCUGACUUUUUUGAAGAAUUAUUUUUAAGAUUGAGAUGCAUUGUUAUGCAUCAUCGUGGAAUUUAUGAAUACUUGAUGAAACCAGAGACGCUAAGUGCUAUAGAUGCUUCAAAAUCUUUAAAGUCUAAUAUUACACCUUCUAAAACUCCUUCAAUACCAAAAAGCCCUAAAGUUGAAGCGGCGGAUUUUCAGGCUUUUACUUACGAACCUUUAGUGCAAGCCAUAGAGGGCGAACUUAGGUUGCUACUUCGUGAUUACCUUUUAUCAAAGGAUGAAUUUACUGAGAAAAUUGGAAGUAUCGAGCAAAGCAAUGAACUGUCCAUUUACAACCUUCCGGGACAGAACCAGACUGAUAAGCUCUUUGACGUUACAAGUGAAGUAGCUGUUGAAAAUGGAAGCAGUUUUCAUAAAGAUGUCAGCAAUUUGGUGACCUCGAUUGCUCCUGGCUUCUUAGCCAAGCGCUCCAAUGCUUCUGUCUCGACAAUUGAACUCUUUUCUGGUUCAAAAGAUAUUUCUCGCUUAGCAGGUCACCCUGCUUUGGUAGGUCCAUCGAUAUUUCAUGCUUCUUCUGUGCUUUCUUCUACAGUGAGGUUUUUAGAAGAUGCCAUCAUUUACCUUGAGGACCCUCAUCUGUCUCGAAAAUUUGCUGUUAAUUUUCUUAAAGAAUUUUUACAAGGACAUUACGUGCCCCAGCUGUUCAAUUUUAUGUCUAGCCAUCUCGAAAACAUUUUAGGAGACGCUAAUUCUUUUCGAGUAUAUCCGAAUUGGCGAGAAUAUUCGAAGUUUCCCAUAUUUAAAUGCCAUAUAAGUGUUGUUGAAUAUAUACAAGCUUUGCAGGAUUAUCUUCCAACUAUAUCUUUAAAUUUGGAUGAAUUUUAUGAUUUAUUGAAAGGUUUAUUAAGUCGCUUUCAGCUUCGGUGUGCUGAAUAUAUAUCAGAUUUAUGUCGGUCAGCUUUAUUAAAAGAAUAUAGAAAGUUUGACGAGGAAAAUGAGGAUGUAGAUGACACUGUUCGUUUUCGAGUACUACAUGAUGAUUUAAUUUAUCCCCAAUUAAUUCGUCUUAUGAAAGAGACCAAAAGAAAUUCAGCCGAUCUCGAUGAAAUAUGCAUUUCUGAAAAUAAACGACUAUUACAAUACGAAGGCCAACUAAUCGCAGACAAGAAAUUGCCUGUAUCUGUGUUAAGUAAAGAUUCGGAUUUACCUGAGCUACUCUCUUAUUUCUACAAUUCCAUGGAGUGGAUUCUUCAAAGGUGUUUCUCGUUUUAUCUCGAACAGGAUGAUUUUUCGAAUGUUUUACGACGAUCACAAGCUAAUUUAAAUGGAAACAUUAUUUCCUUUAAUGAAAUGGACUUUGGUCGUACAGAAGCCAAUUCACUCAAAAGUGUUUACGGAGAGUUAUUCGAAAAGCUUCAACAAACUAAGUUUGAUGCUCUACUUCUUAUAAGAAUGGAAAUACGGCUACGAUAUAUGAAUGCUUUUCAGGAAACAGUGACUCUUCCUGAUUAUGUAGUUGAAUACAGAGGUCGACCUGAUGUUUCUAUUGUGGAUUUGAACGCUACCAUCGUGUCCACUGUUUUGAAGCUAAAGAACUGUCUACCUGCAUGGGAACAAAAUUUUGUAAUCCAUGGUAUUGAUGGAUUUUUGGAUUCCCUGCUAUAUGCGAAAUUCUACAAGCUUGAAUCCAUGAAUCGUGGGGCUUGUUUACAGAUGCUUAAAAACAUGACAACAAUAAUCCAGGUGCUAAAAUCUCUGCAGCCAAACGUGCAUGAUGUUUCAUUCCCAAAGGCUUCGAAAGUUUUCGGAAUAUAUCAAAAUGGUGCCAAAAAAAUUAUUGAACACUUUAUGGCUACUCCUUCCAGUGAAUUAAUUAAAGAUGUGAAGCAAAUGGUUCGUAUUUAUUAUCAGCGAUUAAUGAAGGAUGCCAAUAAAAGUGGAAGAGAAGACCUUCAGCGUCAGUAUUCUAAAAAAGUGGGCUUGAUAAUGACUCAACUGGAGAAUGCCGUUAUCGCUGACCAAAAAUAAGCCAUUGGGUUUUAUCAUAUAGACUACGGAAGAUGUUUAAUGAAUUACGAUUAUUAUGCAUGCUUAGCAUAACGCAGUAUUAAUUAUUAUUACAAUCCCAAAACUACGUGCAGAGAUGUAAUUGAAAAAUAGAAUGAAGAUAAUAUCCUCUUAAAUAACCCGAUUUUAAUUAUCCACAAG
Messenger RNA from Schizosaccharomyces cryophilus OY26, 3438 nucleotides. Its product is annotated as exocyst complex subunit Sec8. The transcript has 10 exons. The coding region runs from base 46 to 3258 and encodes 1070 amino acids. Lineage: Eukaryota; Fungi; Ascomycota; Schizosaccharomycetes; Schizosaccharomycetales; Schizosaccharomycetaceae. Gene Ontology annotation, biological process: Golgi to plasma membrane transport; exocytosis. The record is from RefSeq and is a predicted model, not a curated record. Gene Ontology annotation, cellular component: exocyst.